UUCGGACUUCAAUCCCACCCGGAUUGAAAUCCGACGGAGUUGGGGACAAAAAUUCAGACACCCCGUGAUCCGAAAGCCAGGUCCUGAAACCCCGAAAUGCCUACUCUGAUCCAGGGUUAUACAGAAUAUUAAUAUAACUUUGUCUGAUCUAUGCCGAUCGGCACAGAAUCUACCCCAGAGUCAUAGAUUACUGUAAUCUGUGACUCUUGUACCCCGAUGGGUCCUUUGUUAAUGUGGCUCCACUUAUCGGGGUGGAUCACCCGAUCACAGUCAAUCGGGGCCGACGGCCGAGCAAAUGGAGCAAUAGAUCCGACGCAUGAAAACUAUUAGACUAGACUUGGCAAUAUUGUAUACCCUAAAUCCAUUCCUUCAUCUAUCAGUCUUUAUAGAGAUAGACGACAAAUAACAAGAGAAUUAAGAUCCUCGUUUAGUACCUGCCACAGGGAUUAUAUGUGAAUUUUGAGUUCCAAUUUAGGUAAUGAUGGACAAAGUAGAGGACAUUAAAAAAAAUUUGAAUAGCCAUCAAAGUUUACAAGCUGCAGCCCAAGCUGCUGCCCAGAUUAAUGCUCAAUUAGCGGCUGAAGGUAAAAUUCAACUAUAUCAACAAAACGUUCAAGCUAAUAAUGGAUACCAGAAGAAGGAUAAGAAGCUUAAGACAGGGAGAAAAGAUCUUUUCAAUGCUGAAGUUGAAAUCAAUGGUCUUCCUCCUAGAGUACGAAAUCUACUCACCAAAGGAUACAUCCAAGAACAAAUCCAGUGGAAAUCAAAAGCUGCCUUGUGUACCAAAGGACGCUAUGUUUCUCCACAUGAAAAACUGGAAUUAAAUGAUGAGAGGCCAUUAUAUAUAUGUAUUCAGGCAGUAGACAAACGUGCUGUUGAUGAAGCUAUUCAUCACAUUCAAGAUUUCAUUGCUGAACACACAGGAUCUAGUCCACCACCUCCAAUCAUAUCCCCACCCCUUGUCCCAAAUCAUCCCCCUCCUCAAAUGUCUCUUAUAAGAGAUAAAGUUUAUAUUAAUCUUGACCAUGCACCUGAAGCCUUCAAGAUUGUUGACAGAGUGCUUGGUCCUUCUGGUGACAAUUUUAACUACAUUCAAGCAGAAACUGGAGUGAGUGUGUCAUUACAAGGACAAGGAAUGAGUCCGUCUAAUGCAAGUGAUGAACCCCAUCAUUUAUUACUUGAACAUGCUGAUCCAUCUGCAGUUCAAAAUGCCCGGUCGUUGGCGCUAAGUUUGGUUGGAACCCUACAGCAGGACUUCAUUCAGUGGCAGAGAGAACAACAAGCAUUGCAGCAACAGCAACUAGUUUACACGUUUUCCCAACCCUACUUCGGCGGGUCUUCAGCCCCUAAUGGAAAUUUCCAUUAUCCAGCCGUUGCCAUGGUAUAUGGUGUGGAAAAUGGCAUACCACAGGCUACGACUGCCAGAGCGCCACAGUUGGUACAAACUCAGCGAUAUACGAGAGGCUUGGCGGGCAAAAGGCCCUCACGGUUCGAUUACCAACAAUCCACAGGUGUGUUGCCUGUCCAACAAACAACAACGGCUUCUCUUAUUGAUCCUCAUAGGCUGGCGACGGAUUAUUUUAGACGUUCGAAGGAUGUGACUUUGUCUACCAACGCUGGCUAAUGUAUGAAACCUUUGACUUUACAGGGCUUGAUUUAGCUGUUUCACACCAGCCAGAAAACAAACGACCGAAAAUCUCUCAUAUGGCCUACUCUUGAUCGUUUUCGAUUUAUUAUGCUACAGAUUUCUUUUCAUGUCGUCGACCAUGUUAUGUAUCGGGUCCUCGUUUUAAGUCCGAACGCUGACAUAACAAACUCGCAGUAGUGAAAUUGUGAGCCCAACGAUAUGCUUGUCUCUUCUCACGGGUUAUUUUCCGAAUACAGCCAAUAAUGUGGUUUGAA
Daphnia magna is the source of this 1902-nucleotide messenger RNA. Its product is annotated as KH homology domain-containing protein 4. Gene Ontology annotation, molecular function: RNA binding. The transcript has 4 exons. The record is from RefSeq and is a predicted model, not a curated record. Lineage: Eukaryota; Metazoa; Arthropoda; Branchiopoda; Diplostraca; Daphniidae. The coding region runs from base 479 to 1624 and encodes 381 amino acids. Gene Ontology annotation, cellular component: nucleus.